AUGCGGCUACGUGGAGCAGACCGAGCUACAGGACCGAGCUGCAGGACCGAGCUACAGGACCGAGCUGCAGGACCGAGCUACAGGACCGAGCUACAGGACCGAGCUGCAGGACCGAGCUACAGGACCGAGCUACAGGACCGAGCUGCAGGACCGAGCUACAGGACCGAGCUGCAGGACCGAGCUGCAGGACCGAGCUGCAGGACCGAGCUACAGGACCGAGCUGCAGGACCGAGCUACAGGACCGAGCUACAGGACCGAGCUGCAGGACCGCGCACCGCAGAUCAUCGCUGGACAACAUUGGAUCACACAAAGGCGCCCAACGAUCGAGAUGGUGAUGUAGUGUGUCCAACAGAAGGAGCCUCACCUGUGGAGCCACUGACAGAGGGCCUUCUCCAGGCCAGCGCUGUUGUAGCGGUUGGAGAGACCUCAGAAGGCUCCUGCCGCAGGAAUCCCUGGCGCGGGGGGUGUGACCCUCCCAUCGCACCCCCACCCACCAUGGUCAAGUGUGACAUGGGAAGGAGAGGAUGGAAGGGACCCAACUGCAUCGGAUGCAGACAGAAGUGGCAGCUGGGCAUGGCUAGCGCCGUCACUGAACACCGGAGAGAAGAGGCUCAGCAAACCGAGGUCCUGGUCAGCGACGCCUUGGUCCACAGCACCCCAGGCAGCGGUAUCUACGUCUGCGGCGUCCCCGUCAGCGGCGCCCCCGUCAGCGGCGUCCCCGUCAGCGGCGUCCCCGUCAGCGGCGUCCCCGUCAGCGGCGCCCUCAUACACGGCUGGAGGCUGGACCUCGGAAGCUCCAGCCGCUCACGCAUUUGCUAUACAUACUCUGGGGUUGAAAGUGCACGUGUCAUUAAGGUCAACGGAACUCUGGGCAUAGAGUUCUUUGAGGUGCUCUGGAACAGAUGGGGAAUUGAUCAGAGAGUCUGUGGGGUCUUUGGAUGA
Messenger RNA from Knipowitschia caucasica, 942 nucleotides. The record is from the annotation of a GenBank genome assembly. NCBI's taxonomy places the organism in Eukaryota, Metazoa, Chordata, Actinopteri, Gobiiformes, Gobiidae.